Messenger RNA from Phodopus roborovskii (desert hamster), 2746 nucleotides. It is a transcript of the gene Plekhf2, whose product is annotated as pleckstrin homology and FYVE domain containing 2. Gene Ontology annotation, molecular function: phosphatidylinositol binding; metal ion binding. The coding region runs from base 176 to 925 and encodes 249 amino acids. NCBI's taxonomy places the organism in Eukaryota, Metazoa, Chordata, Mammalia, Rodentia, Cricetidae. The transcript has 2 exons. The record is from RefSeq and is a predicted model, not a curated record.
GCCCGUGGCGUCCGGAUCGCGCCGGCCUCGCGGGGCCGCACACAGCCUGCGAGGCUGGGGCCCGGGCCCCGGCGGAGUCCGCGGCCGGAGUCGGCGACGAGGAGGAGUCGCAGCCUCGGCGCCGCCGCCCGCGCCGGGCCGGGUUAUUAGCAAAAAAUAAAAAAUAAAAAAAAAAAUGGUGGAUCGCCUAGCAAACAGUGAAGCAAAUACUAGACGAAUAAGUAUAGUGGAGAACUGUUUUGGAGCAGCUGGUCAACCCUUAACCAUCCCUGGACGUGUUCUUAUUGGAGAGGGAGUAUUGACUAAACUGUGCAGAAAGAAGCCGAAAGCAAGGCAGUUUUUCCUGUUUAAUGAUAUUCUUGUGUACGGCAACAUUGUCAUCCAGAAGAAAAAAUACAACAAACAACACAUUAUUCCCUUGGAAAAUGUCACCAUUGAUUCCAUUAAAGAUGAGGGAGAAUUGCGGAACGGAUGGCUUAUUAAGACACCAACUAAAUCAUUUGCAGUGUAUGCUGCCACUGCCACCGAGAAGUCCGAGUGGAUGAACCACAUAAAUAAGUGCGUCACCGAUUUACUCUCCAAAAGCGGGAAGACACCGAGUAGUGAGCAUGCUGCUGUCUGGGUCCCUGACUCUGAGGCCACCGUGUGUAUGCGCUGUCAGAAGGCUAAGUUCACGCCCGUUAAUCGGCGGCACCAUUGCCGCAAAUGUGGCUUUGUGGUUUGUGGUCCCUGCUCUGAGAAGAGAUUUCUUCUUCCCAGCCAGUCUUCUAAGCCUGUGAGGAUAUGUGACUUCUGCUAUGACCUGCUUUCCACUGGGGACAUGGCUGCGUGUCAGCCGACCAGAUCAGACUCUUACAGCCAGUCAUUGAAGUCCCCUUUAAAUGACGUAUCUGAUGAUGACGACGACGAUGAUAGCAGUGACUAAGGACAUGUUUUGAAAUAUUUAAUUGAGUGUGACUACCUGAGAAUCAGCUUUGGGGGAAGUGUAAAGUUCCUGGCUCUCUCAAUCUUGCUCUAGCCAUGGCUUCACCUGAGGAAGCUUGACCUUUGUGCCUCUGUAUCCUAUAGAAAGUACCCCCUCGCUCUCUGCUCCUCUCUGCACUCUCACAGGGACAAAUGUAUGUGAUAAAGUCUUGCCUCUGUUCUCCUUAGUUCUAGACUAGUUUCUGGUAAGUUGGAAAAGGUGUUUAUUUAACAGAUCUUGUAUGACAUUUUUUCCACUGAUGAGGAAAAACUAGAAGCACAGAAUGAUGGGAACAAGAGUACAAAGUGAUUAAUAAUGUGAGUAGCUUUUCCUCAAGCAUUCAGUGUAAUGGCUAAGACAUCAGUGACAGACAUGGUUAGAAAUUCUUUACUUUUUCUGAAUGCCAAGUGGUGCCUUAUUGUGGCAACGUUGUCACACGAAACACAAGACCCUACCUUCAUAUUUCUUUGAUUCAAAACACACUGGUGCUCUUACAGGUGGUAAAUGACUGUGUGAUGGAUGUAGUUAAUAUUUAUUUGACAGCACAAGGAACUAAAUUUAGAGGUAUCUUCACUCUUAAAUGAAUACAUAUUUUUCAUAAAAUAGUUGUGAUUAUAUUUUUACAUCUUCUAGGCACCAAAUCUUAAUGAUCACAUACAGUUUAAAAUUAACCAGUUGCCACUCUCAGGAUUUGAUUUGAAAUUUGUCACACAGAAGUUGCGUAGUCCUUUAGCUCCUACUUUCCUAAGACAUUUUUACAUACAAAUUUACUUGCUUUACAUUAUUUCUAAAAGGAAAAUUUUAAUGAAACCCUCAUUUUUGAGACAGGGUUUCUCUGUGUAGCCCUGGCUGCCCUAGAACUUGCUUUGUAGACCAAUCUAGCCUCAAACUCAGAGAGCUCCACCUGCCUCUGCCUUCUGAAUGCUGGGCUUAAAGGUUUCCACCACCUAGCAAAAUUAACAUUUCUUAUCUCAUAAUAAACCAUUGAGUCUUACAGGAUAAGGACCAGGAAGAGAUUGAAGUUUGACUAGACUCCCAGUCUACAAACACUGUCAAUUUUAUUGUGAAAUUAUCUUGAUUUACAGGUAGUGUUGUAUUUAUGGAGUUUGUGAUGCCCCAAACAAUUUCUAUUUUUAAAACAAUUGUAUGUUUAAUCUGUUUCUGAAAUCAUUUUGCAAUAUAUGGAAAUAGAGCAGUUGAUGCUUCUAAAUUGUGAUUAUCAGUGAAAUUGCUUUGAGAAGUGGUAGUUUUUCCUCUUUGUGUUUGGAGGCAGCCAUAAGUUAGGCCCAAUCCCUGCAUAGCGCUGGACCUGCACUGUGCAAGCUCUAGUCAUCCGUGUGCUGCAGUAACUAGGGGUUUAAAUGUGGGAAGCCUGCAUCAUGGUGCAGAUGUUUGACACAGUAACUCAUGGCUGGAAGCUUCGUGCUAGCUCCCAGUGUGGUCACAGUACAAUCUUACAUUGCUAUUCGUUUUCAGGAUCACCUGCACCAUAUAGGUCUCCCUGUAGGAAAUGUGAAGAAAAGCACAAUAGAACUAGGACUUGGGGUUUGGUUUUGGUUUUUGUUGGUUUUACUAUCAGAUGGAUUUUUGUUUGUUUCAAAGCAACAAUACAUGUAGUCAUAAGAAUGUGUGAAAAGGACCAUAAAAUCAGAGAAAUUUGGAUGGAAACUGCUGUACACAGGAGUUGAGCAAAUUCAGGAACCAAGGGGAAAUGUCCUGAGGUAACACUUGCAUUGUCAACCUCUAUUGAUUGUUUUUACAAUAAAAAUAUUUUGCAGCUUA